This is a messenger RNA of Penaeus vannamei (Pacific white shrimp), 933 nucleotides long. RefSeq names its product adenosine receptor A3. The record is from RefSeq and is a predicted model, not a curated record. NCBI's taxonomy places the organism in Eukaryota, Metazoa, Arthropoda, Malacostraca, Decapoda, Penaeidae. Gene Ontology annotation, cellular component: membrane. Gene Ontology annotation, biological process: G protein-coupled receptor signaling pathway. Gene Ontology annotation, molecular function: G protein-coupled receptor activity.
AUGUCGCUGGGCUCGUCGCUCCUCCGGUUCGCGCUGCGCCAGUGGAGGGACUUCCACUCCCCCGACGAGUGCUUCUUCAUCAACAUCGUCUUCUCCCUCUACCGGUCCCUCACGUCCACGUCCGUCCUCUUCAUGGCCCUGGAGCGCUACAUCACCAUCCUCAAGCCGCUCACGCACUGCUACAUCCUGACGGAGCGUCGCAUCCGGCUCUCCCUGGCCGCGUCCUGGGCCAUCUCCUUCGCCUUCGUCGCCGCCCUCGUCGGCCUCCGGGUGGCCUACCCCGACCCCGUCAGGGAGGACAAGUGCGACAUCAACAACGACUUCCAGGUGUGGAAGGUCAACCUGACGCAGAUCUCGAUCGACGCGCUCGUCUACGCCGCCGUCAUCGUCAUCUACAUCCACCUGCACGUGAUCGCGCGCCGGCACCUCCGCGUCAUCGAGCGCGAGCGGCGCUUCUUCGGCCUCGUCCAGUUCCAGAGGAACCUGAAGCGCACCAGCGUCGCCUUCAGGAUCACGCUCUUCCUCCUGGCCCUGGAGGUGCCCCUGUUCGCCCUCAACCUCCUGAGGACGUUCGCCUCCGACCGCCAGGAGCUCACGCGCUACAGCGACUACAUGUUCUUCCUCUCCCUCCUCAGGCAGCUCCUGCAGCCUGCCUUCUACACCCUCUUCUCGUCCGACUUCAGGAAGAGCCUCCUGUUGCUCGUCUGCAGGAACCGCGUCGCGCCGGCGGCUCAAGGGCGUCCGCCAAUAGAGAUUCCGACCAACUUCGCCGCGGGACGAAGGGCGCCAAAGGAUCUUGCCGCUCCCGCAGGAGACGCAGCCGAGGGCGACAUUCAGCUGCCCGGCCCCAACAGGAAGGCGCAGGGCGUCUGGGUCGAGGGCAACCAAGGCCUCGGCGGCGACGGGACGGGCACGAGCUCCAGCAGCGCCUGA